This is a messenger RNA of Trichomycterus rosablanca, 1221 nucleotides long. It is a transcript of the gene nup37, whose product is annotated as nucleoporin 37. Gene Ontology annotation, cellular component: nuclear pore outer ring. Lineage: Eukaryota; Metazoa; Chordata; Actinopteri; Siluriformes; Trichomycteridae. Gene Ontology annotation, molecular function: protein binding. The coding region runs from base 178 to 1158 and encodes 326 amino acids. The record is from RefSeq and is a predicted model, not a curated record. The transcript is spliced from 10 exons.
GGGAGAUAUGAUUUGUAUAUCAGCAUAUGUGCACAGCUUUGGCUGUUAACCCGGAUGUAAACAGUGAAAGCGUUUGAACAGAUUGAGAGGCGGUUCUGGAGGACAGGCAUGGAGUUAGCACACUGAGGAUUUCAGAACUCCGCGCUCAGCUUAAUUAGGCAUAAAAGUUUUAGCAUCAUGCAGGAAGAGGCAGGCCGUACAGCCACAUACACUGUACCUUGUGAGGACAGCAUCUAUGUUGUGGAGUUUAGCCCAUAUGACUGUGGCUCAGCCUCCUCACUUUUAGCCUACGGAGGAAACCAGCAUGUGGUGGUGGGCGUGUGUCAAUUUAAGGAGGAGGACGUGGACAUCGAUGGAGUAGAAUUCAACAUCCUACGUGUCUUUACUCAUGGAGUUCGUGUUGAUGCUCUAGCAUGGAGUCCAGAAUCCAGGCUGGACAAACUACCUCAGAUUAUCAGGUUUUGCACUGCAGCACCUGACAGAAAGCUAAGGCUCUUGACUUCAGAUCUUCAGAACAGAGAUGAAGUAAAGGUGAUGGAGGGACACAACAGCUACAUCAAUCAUGUAGUAUUUGAGCCCACAGAAGGAAAGCAAAUAGCAUCGGUCAGUGAUGAUCACACCUGCAGAGUUUGGGACCUGGACGGCAAUGAAACGAUGUUGUUUCGACUGUGGUCUCCAGGUGUGAGCGUGUGCUGGCACCCUGAGGAGGUUUUUAAGCUGAUGGUGGCUGAGAAAAAGGGCACAAUACGCUUUUAUGACCUCGUCACCCAGCAGGCCAUUCUGUCUCUUGACAGCGGGCAAACGCCAUUAAUGUCUGCAGAUUGGUGCCUCACCAACACCAUAAAGGUGGGUGCUGUGGUUGGCAGUGACUGGGUGAUCUGGGACAUUACUCGCUCUAGUUACCCUCAGGAGAAAAGGCCAGUCCAUUUGGACAAGGCACGACACUUCAGGUGGUCAAGAGCUAAUGAAAAUAUUUUUGCCACCACUGGCUGCCCUGGGAAGAUAAAUAGCCAGUUACUGGUGCAUCACCUCAGUCAUCCUCAGCCAGUGAUGAUUGGCUCAACUUCUGUUGGAUCAAGUCUAAGCUGGCACAGGACCCUCCCCUUGUGUGUGAUUGGUGGAGACCGAAAGCUCUCUUUCUGGAUGACGGAGAUGUGAGCUAGCUUCCUGUAUCUUAGGUCUUUUUCCUCAACCAUCUUAAUAAACAAUUUUUGUAACUCA